AUGAAUUCAUCUGAAGAAAGCCCUUUGAGCCAUCCUGUUAUUCAUUCCAUUCUGUUCUUGGCCUAUGUAUCCGUCUUUCUGACGGCCACGCUUGGAAAUGCUGUUAUCCUCGUAGUCUUUAUUUCUCAACGAAGAGCUCGCUCUGUUCCAAAUUUUUUCUUAGCUAAUCUUACUGUUGCUGAUCUCCUGGUCGCCAUUUUCUGUGUUUUGCAGAAUGGGGCUCACUUUGUUCUCUUAGGCCAUGGUCAUUGGGUGUUUGGAAAGUUCUUAUGUUAUACAUACAUCUACACUCUGCAUCUCAUUCCUAAUGUAUCAGCUGGGAUUUUGGUUUUGGUUUCCGUUGAAAGAUUGGUAGCCGUUUUGCGACCUUUGCGAGUUCGUAGAGUUUUUCAGCGAAAAGUCCUUGUUUCUUCCUCAAUUGUUGUUUGGACAGCAAGUGCUCUGAUGAACUUUCCUUAUUAUUUUGCAUCUCAACAUAUGGAAUUCCAUGAUGGAAAAGAAACAUUUGCGAUCUGCACGAGAAGACAUAUCGUCAUAAAUGACAUAAACGUUCUGAAAGUUGUUACAACUGUCAACUUUGUAGUUUGGUAUGCCAUCCCUCUUCUGGCUCUCUUGUUUAUCUAUGCAACUAUUGGAAUAGUUGUAAGUAGAGCUGCAGAUAUUAGUCAGUCAUCUAUAAAAGGAAACAAAUUAUUACCAAAAGGCAGUAAUGAUAGUCGGAUAGAUUCAACAUCUGGCGGCGUAUCGAUUGAAAAAAGACGAAAAGUUGGUAGAUUAGCUUUGGGUAUUGUAUCUUCCUUCGCAAUAUGUUCAUUACCACGUUAUGUCUAUCUUAUGUGGAGUGUAUGGAGAGAUCCAACAGCUCCAAGAUGUCUGAACUGUCUGCAAACCAUCCUUCAGCCAACCGGAUUUCUAUUUCUUUUCCUAAAUUCUGCAUUGAAUCCAUUCCUUUACGCUUUCCUAUCCGUACGAUUCCGUCAAUGUAUUAAGGAUACUUUCUACUGUAACAAACGAAAAGCUGAGCUCAUAGAAAUGUCAUCGAAAGCCAAUAAACGACCACCACCGCCUUCUGUUGAUACCGCUUAUGACGAUUUACAUUAA
Messenger RNA from Auanema sp. JU1783, 1101 nucleotides. The record is from the annotation of a GenBank genome assembly. NCBI's taxonomy places the organism in Eukaryota, Metazoa, Nematoda, Chromadorea, Rhabditida, Rhabditidae.